Molecule: messenger RNA, 1115 nt
Organism: Ornithorhynchus anatinus (platypus)
Lineage: Eukaryota; Metazoa; Chordata; Mammalia; Monotremata; Ornithorhynchidae
Gene: ATOH8
Product: atonal bHLH transcription factor 8
Exons: 4
Coding region: 153-956 (267 amino acids)
Molecular function (GO): protein dimerization activity; DNA-binding transcription factor activity
Source: RefSeq, a predicted model, not a curated record
AGGGCGAGGGACAGAGACGGCGGAGAGGCAGAGAGAGCGCGCAGAGAGAGAGAGAGAGAGCGAGAAGAGAGAGCGCGCCGGGAAGGAGCGCCGAGCGAGCGCGCCGAGCCGUUCCGCGUCCUCGAAGCAGCCCCUCCCCGGGGUCGCCGCCCAUGAAGAACAUCCAGACCCUGGAGGAAGGACCGUGGAAGGGCUUGUGCUUCAAAGAGGUGACUGACAUCAAGAGGCUGAAGAGGAAAACCAAGGAGCCGGCCAGGCGCGCCAACGGCUCCAGCCCAAGUUUCCAGGCGGACCACCGAGUCCCGGAGCCCCCGGCCCACGGGCUGAGGGCCAGGGCCGAGCGGGCCCGGCCGCCCCCGCAGCAGCAUCUUCAGCAGCAGCAGCAUCUUCAGCAGCAACAGCAGCAGCAUCGGGACCAGCCCCCGCGGCCUCCCCCGCGGCCUCCCCAGCAGCCUCCCCAGCAGCCUCCCCAACGGCCCGGCCAAAGUUCCUCCCCGCCGCUCUCCCACGGAACUUACAAUAACAAUAACGAUUCCUCCGCAUCGCCUAGGAAACGGCCGGGCGAAGCGUCGGGCGCCUCUUCGGAGAUCAAAGCCAUUCAGCAGACGAGAAGGCUGCUCGCCAACGCCAGGGAGAGGACCCGGGUGCAUACCAUCAGUGCGGCUUUUGAGGCGCUGAGGAAGCAGGUUCCCUGCUAUUCUUAUGGUCAAAAGUUGUCCAAACUGGCCAUCCUCAGGAUAGCCUGUAACUAUAUCCUUUCCCUGGCCAGGCUGGCUGACCUGGAUUACAGCGCCGACCACAGCAACCUGAGCUUUUCUGAGUGUGUGGAACAGUGUACCCGGACCUUGCAAGCAGAGGGAAGGUCUAAGAAACGGAAGGAAACGUCCACCCCUUCAGCAAAAAAGCCCGUCGAGGCCUCGUCUGUUCGUCCCCAUGGGCGGCCCGGGGGACUGUGAGGGGAUCCUGAGGAACCCAGUUACGCGUUGCAUUCCUUUCGGUUAUUUAACGGUGAACCAAUUAGAGGAAAUCAUCAUCAAACAGUGUGAAAGAGGAAACUCGGCGCCCUGUCCGGCCUUCCUCUCGAAAAGCGACGUGGGUAAAUUAAGGGAGUGAUU